Messenger RNA from Betta splendens (Siamese fighting fish), 1456 nucleotides. It is a transcript of the gene tm2d1, whose product is annotated as TM2 domain containing 1. The transcript has 6 exons. The coding region runs from base 27 to 620 and encodes 197 amino acids. NCBI's taxonomy places the organism in Eukaryota, Metazoa, Chordata, Actinopteri, Anabantiformes, Osphronemidae. The record is from RefSeq and is a predicted model, not a curated record.
CUGGUCACGUGACAUCCGAGUCAAUCAUGGCGUCGUCUCGGAGGUGGUCGGUGUGUUUACGCUCCGGGAUGUGGAGCCUCCUUUUUUACAGCACUUAUGCCCAUUUGAAGCUUGUUCUGGCUCAGGACGUGGACAGCUGCGAGAACCUCCGGCUUGGACAGUAUCUGUGUAGAGGGCCAAGGAUCAAUGAAGCCACUCAGGAGCCAGAGAACUGCAAGGACAGGAUAGCUCUAGUGGAGUGCCUCCCAGCGCCAAACAUCAGCUGUCUACUUUCCAACGGGACAGAGUUCAGGUUCAGUGGGGACGAGGUGGGCUUCAACAAAACCAUCCCCUGCAGGAACGUGAGCGGUUAUUCCUACAAAGUGGCCGUGGCGCUGUCUCUAUUUCUGGGCUGGCUGGGAGCAGACCGCUUCUACCUGGGAUAUCCUGCUCUAGGACUGUUGAAAUUCUGUACUGUGGGUUUCUGUGGCAUCGGCACGCUCAUCGACUUCAUACUGGUCGCCAUGCAGAUCGUGGGUCCCGCAGAUGGAUCUAACUACAUAGUGGAUUAUUACGGUGCCCGUCUAACCCGCCUGUCCAUCACCAACCAGACCUACAGGAAGCCUCACCUGUCUCUGUAAACACGCCUGGACUCGCCCAGCGUAGGUUCAGAGAGGUCCAACCACGCUCCCCCCUCAUUUGGCUUUCAGAAUAUAAUCAUUUAUUAAAAUAUUAAUUUAAUGGUAAAAUUUGUCAGUACUUCAGGCUUUGAAGUAACUUAAAACAUGACUGUUUUACUUACUGUAACCUUCUCCUGUUUUUUGUUCUCUCUGUUGAAUGUUUGGAACAUUUACUGUCCAACCUGAACUUGAGCUUAAUGCAUGAACACAUGCUCUUUCCCUUCAAGCCUCGGGCCCUUUAGGACAAAACUCAAACAUUGCACAAGCAGUAAAGUUUGUGGUUCCGUGGAUGGAUUUUCUACCAGGUGAAACUUCACAGAACAAGGUCACUCACGCCUUCUUUGCCUGAGAGAGACUCGUUAAAUAUCAAAGGGUAAAGUCAACAUCCUGCAGGUUCCGUAGGGAGAGGCCAGCUGGAACGUGGCCAACUGGUUCCCCUGGAUCUGGUUCUGUUUGUGUAGGUCCAGACAGUCCAGCAGAGUGACAGUCCUACACACAUGAAGGAUCUGUGUCCACUCACAAAUGUGUGUGAUGCAGAAAUGAUCCACUGCCUUGAUGAAUCACCGAAAUCUCUCCAUUUCAGCUCAUGACUGUAAACACCGUUCAACUCUUUGGGUCAUCUCAGAUUUUGAGUGUGGAUUCGUUCAAUGUCUUCACCACACAUAAUUUGGUUUUAACAUCUUUUGGCUGCUUCAUCUUCUCCUUGUUUCUGACUUUGUAAAUAAUGUUUAGUUUUGUGUUUAAUUAACCGUCGUCAUACGUCAGGUUCGUUAUAUUAAACUUUAUCCAAAAUGUGA